UCUGCCCCCCAAGAAACUCCCCCGUGAGAUCCAAGAAACCCUCGACAAUGAAGAGAAACUCUGGCGAACCGUCUACGAGGGCGAGUGCGUGCCCCAUCUUCCCCCAAUCCUAUCCGAUCCUAACUAAACCUCCCCCUAGCGCCCCCGAAUCCACUGACUCCUCCGUCCGCUACGCCGCCUACGCCACCCGUAUCCGCACCAUCCUCCUCUCCGCCCAACGCUACGUCGCCUACACUUCUGACAUCGGCGAGUCCUUCCGCCCCGUCGCCCACCCACACCUCGUGCGCGGCGCCUACGCCAUCUCCUGGCUGUAUAUCGGCGGCGACGUCGCCCACGAGGGCUACAAGGCGUAUCUACGCAACAUGAAGAUCCGGCAUCCGGAGCGGUAUUUCCAUGCGGAUGGGAGUGUGAAAGAGGAGGGGAGGGAGGGGAAGGGGGAGGAGGUGAGGAAGGUGGUGGCGGGGAGUGGGGGGUUGGUGGCGGGGAAGAUUUCGGCGAUCGAGGAUUAUCGCGCAGUGAUGGCGGAGCGGGCGGUGUUUCAGAGCUUGGCAAGUAUGGGGUUGCCGGCGUUUACGAUCCAUAGUAUCGUGCGGUAUAGUGGGCGGGCGAUGAAGGACAUGAAGAAUAAGACCCUGAGGACGUGGGGGCCGAUCGGGGUAAGUGAAGCUGCCUGGAGGCGAUAUACGCAAUAUUCUGAUUUGCUGAUGAUGUGGCUUGAUAGCUCGGUUUGGCGGCGGUGCCGUUCCUGCCGUUCGUGUUCGACGAGCCGGUGGAGAAGGCGGUGGGGUGGACGUUCCAUAAGGCGUUCGAGACGUUUGGAGGGCCGGAAGCGGUGAAGAAGGGGCCGAUUAGUGCGGAGUUAGCGAUGUUGAGCGC
Molecule: messenger RNA, 876 nt
Organism: Eremomyces bilateralis CBS 781.70
Lineage: Eukaryota; Fungi; Ascomycota; Dothideomycetes; Eremomycetales; Eremomycetaceae
Exons: 1
Coding region: 48-836 (262 amino acids)
Biological process (GO): mitochondrial fission
Cellular component (GO): mitochondrion
Source: RefSeq, a predicted model, not a curated record